This is a messenger RNA of Cherax quadricarinatus, 711 nucleotides long. The record is from RefSeq and is a predicted model, not a curated record. Lineage: Eukaryota; Metazoa; Arthropoda; Malacostraca; Decapoda; Parastacidae.
GCUGUUACAGCAGAAAUGUUGAUGAUACUUGCAUGUUGCAGGGGUGCACCCACAUGGAAGCCAGCCGUGACGCCCCUGGCCCAAGUGAAGACGACUCCAGAGGGCGUGCCCGUCGCCACCUCCACCUCUCUCGCUGCUAACAAGAAGCCCAUCCGCUACAUCGGCUCCAAUCAUAACAGUGUGGCCCGGCCCUUCCCCGGCUACACAGGCUCCCAGCCCACCUAUGCACACACUGCUCGAGCUGUAACGAGCCUUCACUUUGAGUCUUCAGAAGCGCAUGUCAGUGCGCCUCACAGUGGUUCCUCCUCCAGAAACACCUCUGGUAGUACUAGCCCAAUCAGCUGCCACCCAAUUGCUGGUACUACAUUAUCUUUAAACAAAGAGAAUGCCAAAAAUUUCCUAAAGAUGACUCUUGAUAAAGAAAAUGUUAACACGAUAAAUGUUCACACACCAUACAAGACGCAGAAAUCGAACAGUAACGAAAAUCUGUUUACAAGUCAAUUCCUGAACAACGGAGCAGUUGGGGGUAGCGGUGGCCAUCAGAGGAAGUACUCCUUGGCCAGCAAUACUUCCAGCUGCAGUAGUGAGGCUGACCACGACUCGCUUACCCGGCGCAACAACGAAGUAAGACACCACAGGGCAUUCAAAUCUCCAGUUUACCUCUGGUGGUGGGAAAAAAUGGCACACUGUAUUUAGGUUGAGAUAUUUAAC